Messenger RNA from Capsicum annuum, 2146 nucleotides. Its product is annotated as ABC transporter G family member 5. The coding region runs from base 158 to 2059 and encodes 633 amino acids. The record is from RefSeq and is a predicted model, not a curated record. The transcript has a single exon. Gene Ontology annotation, cellular component: membrane. Gene Ontology annotation, molecular function: ATP binding; ABC-type transporter activity; ATP hydrolysis activity. Lineage: Eukaryota; Viridiplantae; Streptophyta; Magnoliopsida; Solanales; Solanaceae.
UUCUUGUUUUUAAAAUAAUAAAACACAUACAAAUGCAUAAAUCAACAAGAGUUUAUAGUACAAACAAAACUUUGAAAAAAAGAGAGGUGAAAGAAAGUACAAAGAAUAACAAAGCAAAUUUGUGAGUGUGAGUUAGCUAGUUUGUUUAACUUGUUCAAUGAAGAAAAAAGGUUGUGAAGUUGAAGCAACAGGCAUCAACUACACAAUCUAUACACAAAAAAGGCAAACCCCUUUUAAUUUUUUUAGCAGAAAACAACACCAGAAGUGUUUGAGAGGAGUUCAAGAGUUGGAAAAGGGAAAUAAUGAUGAUGCUAAGGCUAUAAGGCAUGUGCUUAAGGAUGUGAGUUGUAGAGCAAAAUCAGGUGAGAUUCUAGCUAUUGUUGGUCCAAGUGGUGCUGGAAAGUCUAGUUUUUUAGAGGUUUUAGCAGGCAAGAUUGAGCCACAAAGUGGAUCCAUUUUUCUGAACCAAAAUCCAGUUGAUAAAGCAAGGUUUAAGAAGAUUUCAGGCUAUGUUAGACAAAAGGACACUCUAUUUCCUCUUUUAACAGUUGAAGAAACUCUAAGUUUUAGUGCAAAACUAAGGUUAAAACUUCCUGCUAAAGAGUUGAACGCAAGGGUCAAGUGUUUGAUUCAAGAACUUGGCUUAGAACAUGUUGCUGGUGCUAGGAUUGGUGAUGAUCGAAUUCGAGGGAUUUCGGGAGGUGAAAGGAGGAGAGUUUCUAUUGGAGUUGAACUGAUUCAUGACCCUGGUGUCCUGAUUCUUGAUGAGCCAACUUCAGGUCUUGACAGUACUUCAGCAUUGCAGAUCAUUGACAUGCUUAAAACCAUGGCUGUUACUCGUGGUCGAACGAUAAUUCUUAGUAUUCAUCAGCCAUGUUUCAGGAUCAUGAAGUUGUUCAAUUCAAUCCUACUUUUAGCUAAUGGUACAAUCUUGCAUCAUGGAACCAUUGAACACCUUAGUUUAAGGCUUAUCCUGAUGGGGUUAGAACUUCCCCUCCAUGUCAACAUCCUGGAAUUUGCCAUCGAAUCGAUUGACACAAUCCAAAAACAUAACCACACAUUGCUGCCUCAAUCAGCACUCAUGAUCAAGAAUCCAGGUAAGUUCACUCUACAACAACUCUUUCAAGAAUCUAGACUGAUAAAUGAAGAGACUUUGUCUAUGUAUGUUGGUAAUGAAUUCCCAAGUGGCUUUGCAAAUUCAAGUUUGCAAGAGAUUGUGAUUCUCACAAUCAGGUUUUGGAAAAUCAUAUACAGAACAAAGGAGCUUUUUGGUUGCAAGACACUACAAAUGUUGGUAUCAGGCCUUGUUUUAGGAUCAAUAUUUUACAAUCUUGAAGAUGAUUUAGUUGGAGCACAAGCAAGAGUUGGCCUAUUUGCCUUCAUCUUGACAUAUCUACUGUCAAGCACAACAGAAGGAUUGCCAAUAUUCUUGCAAGAAAGGGAAAUACUAAUGAAAGAAACUUCUUGUGGGAGUUAUAGAGUUUCAUCUUAUGCCAUAGCAAACAGCCUUGUCUACUUGCCAUUUCUCCUCAUUCUUGCAUUGCUUUUCUCAACCCCAUUAUACUGGAUGGUUGGUUUAAACAAACAGUUCAUGGCAUUCAUGCACUUUUUGUUACUCAUUUGGCUCAUUCUCUACACAGCAAACUCAGUUGUUGUUUGCUGUAGUGCCUUAGUACCAAACUUCAUCAUUGGUAACUCAUUAGUUUGUGCUAUGAUGGGAUCAUGUGCAUUGUUCUCUGGUUACUUUGUUUCAAAGAAUGAGAUACCAAACUAUUGGAUUGUAAUGCAUUAUAUAUCACUUUUUAAGUACCCUUUUGAAGGGUUCUUGAUUAAUGAGUUUGCUGGUUCUGAUAAGUGCUUGCAGUACUUGUUUGGGAUGUGUUUGGCUAGUGGUGAACAAGUACUAAAAGAAGAAGGAUAUGGUGGUGAAGAAAGUAGGAGGAAGAAUUUGCUCAUUAUGGUUUGCUUUAUCUUGCUUUAUAGGUUCAUUUCUUAUGUAAUUCUUAGAAUUAGAUGUUCUGAAAGAGGAUUCAAGAACAUCCUCAUUUCAAUUAAAUGAAUAAAUUCUAAGUACCACAAGAAGUCUCUUGUACAAAAUACACAAAAAUUUGUUUGUUGUAAUAUUGAUAUUGUGCAUUUUGUUAAA